Molecule: messenger RNA, 923 nt
Organism: Vombatus ursinus (common wombat)
Lineage: Eukaryota; Metazoa; Chordata; Mammalia; Diprotodontia; Vombatidae
Gene: HMGA2
Product: high mobility group AT-hook 2
Exons: 5
Coding region: 1-330 (109 amino acids)
Biological process (GO): regulation of DNA-templated transcription
Cellular component (GO): nucleus; chromatin
Molecular function (GO): DNA binding; transcription coregulator activity
Source: RefSeq, a predicted model, not a curated record
AUGAGUGGACGAGGCGAGGGAGCCGGUCAGCCUUCCACUUCCACCCAGGGACAACCUGCCGCCCCAGCGCCCCAGAAGAGAGGACGAGGUCGACCCAGGAAGCAGCAACAAGAGCCAACAGGUGAGCCCUCUCCUAAAAGGCCCAGAGGAAGACCCAAAGGAAGCAAAAACAAGAGUCCCUCAAAAGCUGCCCAAAAGAAAGCAGAAGCCACUGGAGAAAAACGACCAAGAGGCCGACCCAGGAAAUGGCCACAACAAGUGAUUCAAAAGAAGCCUGCUCAGGAAGAGACUGAAGAGACGUCUUCACAAGAAUCUGCAGAAGACGAUUAGGAGACCACGCCAUUCUAUUUCUACCUCAUCAGCAGUUGGGUCUUUUGAAGGGAGAAGACACUGCCGUGACCACUUAGUUUUCUAUUGCCAUGGUCUUUUCCACUUUUGCCUGGGGGAAAAAAAUCACAUAACCUUAAAAAGGACUUUAUUAAUCACCUUCUUUGUAAUCCCUUCACAGUCCCAGGUUUAGUGAAAAACUGCUGUAACACAGGGGGACACAGAUUAACGAUGCAACUUUUAAUUACCGUUUUCUAUUUUCUUAACCUACUAAUAGUUUGUUGAGCUGCUAAGAAAGGGUGAAUGGGUCAGAAAAAUCUUUGAAUCAGGUUUAGUCAUUCACUGCACUGCAUGUAAACAAGAAACUUGUAAUAUUAAUUAUAAUGGGCAUUCAUACAGGAAAGGCUUGGUGUGAAACACGUCACAGGCCUCAGACACCACCGACAACCCACUCCUAUCUUAGUCAACUCCCUGUUUAGAACACCAAAGAUAAGGGAUAGAUGCUACUCUUUUUUUUUUAAUUAUCUUGUAGACUUUUACUUGAUUUUUUUUUUCACUUACUGUUAUUUCAAGAAAGAUUUAAGGCUGAUUUGUCA